GAUAUUUGGUUUACUAAUUAUUUCUAUCACGUGGCGGGCAUCAAACUCCGCCGGCAAAACUACGAGGACAAACACAGAGAGACGGAAUGGAGAGCGAAACCCUAAUUGAAUUGGCGAUUAGGGUUCUGAACACAGCCGAUCCGUUCGAAAAAGCCCGGCUUGGCGAUUCGAUUGCCGUCAAAUGGCUCCAAGGUGCUAUCUCCGAGCCAUAUGAUCCCACCGUUGAUCUCCCCGUCCCGGACAGGCCGGCUCGUCUCACCAAUGUGAAAUUGGUGUCUCCGAGUUUGAUGCCGAAGCUGGGAAGAGCUGGUAGCUUACAGAGCAGGCAAGCAAUUGUACAUAGCCUUGUUCAUACUGAAAGCUGGGCAAUUGACUUAUCAUGGGAUAUAAUUGCUCGUUUUGGCAAGCUAGAGAAGAUGCCGAGAGAGUUCUUCACGGAUUUUGUUCUCGUAGCUCAGGACGAAGGCCGUCAUUUCACAUUGCUUGCAGCUCGGCUUGAGGAGAUCGGUUCUCGUUACGGUGCAUUGCCUGCACAUGACGGUCUUUGGGACUCUGCAGCCGCUACUUCUCAGGAUCUCUUGGCUCGUUUGGCUAUAGAGCAUUGCGUUCACGAGGCUAGGGGGCUUGAUGUACUGCCCACGACGAUAUCCCGGUUUAGAAACGGAGGUGAUAAGGAAACAGCUGAUUUACUGGAGAGCGUUGUGUACCCUGAAGAAAUCACUCACUGUGCAGCUGGAGUGAAAUGGUUUAAGUAUCUAUACACACGUUCAAAGGAUCCGGAAUUCACCAUCAACAGCAAAGAAUCAGAUGAUAGCAAUGAAGAGAUUAUUAACAAGUUUCAUUCUGUAGUAAGGGAACAUUUUAGAGGACCGUUGAAACCGCCUUUCAACGCCGAAGCAAGAAAAACUGCAGGCUUUGGUCCUCAAUGGUAUGAACCUCUUGCUGUCAAAGAGAGCAAUGCCUAGCAAAAUCAAUCAAGUCUUUUUUUUCGCAUACUUGGUUUGUUUGUAAUCUGCAAGUUUCCAGCAAUGUAACCAUUGGUUUUGACAAGAAGUACUCGUUCUUGAAAUCGAUAACUCAUGUAAUUUAAAUUUUGAAAUACAUUUGUUUGAAGAAAAUAAAGGAAUCAAAAAGCAGUUUUUUAAAAA
Eutrema salsugineum is the source of this 1148-nucleotide messenger RNA. RefSeq lists its product as uncharacterized. The coding region runs from base 87 to 965 and encodes 292 amino acids. NCBI's taxonomy places the organism in Eukaryota, Viridiplantae, Streptophyta, Magnoliopsida, Brassicales, Brassicaceae. The transcript is spliced from 4 exons. The record is from RefSeq and is a predicted model, not a curated record.